AUGCCGCAGUGCACCCGGCCCCUGGACACCAAGCAGGCAUGGCCUUUCCCCUGGGCCUCCAUCCUGGCCACUGUCCUCAGCACUCUAGAGAUUCCCGCUGGUCACUCGCAGGCCGCUCUGGCCGGCGCUGUACCCCUUUGGCCUGUGCGGACAUCGCGGUACCCACCUUUCACUGUUGUGAAUCGAGCCGCGACGGAGCGCCUGUCAGCUGAGCAGAUCAAGGAAUACAAGGGGGUCUUUGAGAUGUUUGAUGAGGAGGGCAACGGGGAGGUGAAGACCGGAGAGCUGGAGAGGCUCAUGAGCCUGUUGGGCAUCAACCCCACCAAGAGCGAACUGGCCUCCAUGGCCAAGGACGUGGACAGAGACAACAAAGGCUUCUUCAACUGUGAUGGUUUCUUGGCGCUGAUGGGGAUUUACCAUGAGAAGGCCCAGAACCAGGAGGGAGAGCUGAGGGCAGCGUUCCGGGUCUUCGAUAAGGAGAGCAAGGGCUACAUCGACUGGAACACGCUCAAGUACGUGCUCAUGAAUGCAGGUGAGCCCCUCAAUGAGGUGGAGGCCGAGCAGAUGAUGAAGGAGGCGGACAAGGACGGAGACGGAACCAUCGACUAUGAGGAGUUCGUGGCCAUGAUGACCGGAGAGUCCUUCAAGCUGGUUCAGUAAGAGCAGCUGCUGUGGCUAUAGGAGGCCUGCCACUGCCUGCCCUGCCCCUAACUGUGUCAAA
Marmota monax (woodchuck) is the source of this 721-nucleotide messenger RNA. It is a transcript of the gene Calml6, whose product is annotated as calmodulin like 6. The record is from RefSeq and is a predicted model, not a curated record. The transcript is spliced from 5 exons. Bases 1 to 660 code for a protein of 219 amino acids. Gene Ontology annotation, cellular component: myosin II complex. Gene Ontology annotation, molecular function: calcium ion binding. NCBI's taxonomy places the organism in Eukaryota, Metazoa, Chordata, Mammalia, Rodentia, Sciuridae.